GGUGCCCAAUUCCCCUGAGAAGGAGCUGGUGCUGAGCAGAGUGGGAGAGGAACAGCCCCAGCCCUGCCACCAAUUCCACAGGUCCAGCCUGAGCAAUUCCUGUCCGAGCUGCAGAGGAACUAUGGUGGGGAUGAGGGUGCUGAGGUCUUCUCCACAGCCUGGAACACCCUCAUGGUCACGUUCUCGUGCUGUGGUGUUUUAGGACCCGAAGACUUUGGGAACGGCUCCCGCUUCCAGGAGCUGCACCCAGGGAUGCCGUGGCCACGGGCAUGCUGUGCCCGGGACGGGCUGCUGCAGGCGGGAGAGCUGCUGGGCUGGGAGCAGUGCCAGGACAGGAGCCCAGGCUACAUCCAUGAGCAGGGCUGCUUCUCUACCUUCGGUAGGACUCUGCAGAGGUACAUCUCCCUCCCUGGGACCUGCAGCUUAGCCGUGCUGGGCAUCGAGAUCUUUGCCAUGUUCUUCGCCUUCUGCCUUUACUACAACUUCGACUGAGUGGGACAGGGACAUGGCCAGGGCUUUGGGAGCAGCUGAGGACACGGCCUUUUCUUACCCAGCAGAGAUCAGCACAUCACUGAGCUUCACUGCUUCCCAGGCAUUAGGAACCUUGCUAAGUCCUGUCUCUGCUCCAGAGAUGGGCCUGACUCACUUUUCUGGGAGCAGGGAUAGGAUGUGGGUUAAAUUCCCAGCAGGGAACCUGCAGAACAAGAGGCUGAGCACCUGACCUGCUCCUGCUGCGAUCUGCUGCCAGCCCGAACCUUUGGAGCUGUGGAGGCACCAAGAAUUAUCCUCCUCAGCCCACUCUUCUUGUGUCUUCGCUCUGCACAGCACAGCGCUGACAUCCUGCCUUCCACAUCCAUCCUUCCACAUCCAUCCUCCCAGAUCCCUCACAAUCCUCUGGGCUCCUCCUCACCUGCUGUGAGCUGGUUCUUGUCACUGGUCACCUCCUGGAGAUACAACAGAGCCAAGACACCAUCCAGGUUAUCUAAAUGGUCCAAGUGGAACGUAACAGACUGCUCUGAGAGCCAGAGUUGUAAGACUUGAGUUUAAUGACUUAGCCCUUGAGGUUCCAUGGAAAAUUAAGCCUUUCCUGGGAAAGGAUUCCCACCAGCUGGUUCUGACCUGUCUGCUGCUCAGCUUCUGCACUCGGUUGGUUGUGAAAAUAGAAAACUGAACUAC
Messenger RNA from Oenanthe melanoleuca, 1176 nucleotides. RefSeq names its product tetraspanin-18-like. The record is from RefSeq and is a predicted model, not a curated record. NCBI's taxonomy places the organism in Eukaryota, Metazoa, Chordata, Aves, Passeriformes, Muscicapidae. Bases 172 to 492 code for a protein of 106 amino acids. Gene Ontology annotation, cellular component: membrane. The transcript has 4 exons.